AUGUGGUACAAGCCCAAAUGCCUAAAGGCGCUAGCGAAGGAGACAGAGCAGUUACCAACCUGCAACAGAGGCAAUAUGGGGAGUAGUGAAACAGUCAAACUGUGUACUACAAGAGAACCAAGUCCUGCUGUGCCAUCAGAUCAAGGCCCCAACCACCCUGCCCCAAUCGGAACGCCAGCUCAACAAGAGGUUCCUAGAGGCAGACCAAUGGAUGAAGACAGUGAUGAGCAAGAAGAGGUGGUACGGAAGAGAGGCGUAGUGGUAGAGAAUGGAAUCAAGUAUGCAACUGGAGAGGUUUCAAUUCACCACUUACCCAAGCUCACAACCUUUUGGGACAAUCAGAUUAGGGAAAUCAAGGGAUAUGUACCAAUUUUGAUGUUUAACCAUUCAUGGCUCGAAAGGAAAGCUCAAGUUCAGAAUAAGAAGGCUAUAAAGAAGAAGAAGAAGGAUGAAGAGGAGUCAGAUGAAGAAAAGUAUGAAGGUCUGAAUUAUCCGGCUGAGCAGAGAUUAACUUAA
This is a messenger RNA of Melampsora larici-populina 98AG31, 516 nucleotides long. RefSeq lists its product as uncharacterized. NCBI's taxonomy places the organism in Eukaryota, Fungi, Basidiomycota, Pucciniomycetes, Pucciniales, Melampsoraceae. The record is from RefSeq and is a predicted model, not a curated record. Bases 1 to 516 code for a protein of 171 amino acids. The transcript has 2 exons.